AUGGAGGAGCUCCAAAGGCAACCAGGCACCUUGAUCGAAGACAAGCCUAGGAAGGUAAGGUUUAAGCUGGCCUCAUCGUACAGUGGUCGGGUUUUGAAGCAUGUGUAUGAAGAUGGACAGGAACUGGACAGUCCAGAGGAGCAGUACCCUCACAGCUUCAUCCACACCAAGAUGGAGAUGGGACAUUUAUGUGACUUAGAAGAUAUGCAGGACCAGAGUUUGUACCCUCAGACAGGCCUGAUUGCCCAGAGGAUAAAUGUCUAUCGAGGAGUGGCAGGAUGCAAUUCUCUGGCCUGUGGAGACAUCCCAGGAGGAGAUAAUAAAGCACCAGUAUUAGAUUUCGGAAAGAUUAUCAUUUACACCAGCAACCUGAAGAUUAUUCGAGCUUCUCACAGACGGGGAGAAUCUGGGAAGAGUCCUCAUCGCAGCAGGGACAGAAAAGAAAGUUCACCAAAACGGGAGUCCCGGAGCAAAGGGAGGCAUAAAGCAACAUGUUCCCAGCCAGAAGAACCCACCACAAUGAUGGAACAAAAGCCAGAUGCAAGCUCCUGUGAACAGUGUGGAGGUUCGGGUUGUGCGCCGUGCUCACUUUGUCAUGGCAGCAAACUGUCCAUGCUGGCCAACCGCUUCAAUGAGUCAAUCAGAGAACUGCGCUGUCCAGCGUGUAACCCUGACGGCCUAGAGCGCUGUCAGUCCUGCACACACUAACACAUAUGGUGCUGCCAAGCCGUGUUGGGUGGAAUUCAAACCCUUUGAAUGAAAGUGACUUUUUGGAUCAGCGUGUAAAUACAAGAGC
This is a messenger RNA of Danio aesculapii, 796 nucleotides long. RefSeq names its product glutaredoxin domain-containing cysteine-rich protein 2. The coding region runs from base 1 to 708 and encodes 235 amino acids. The transcript has 3 exons. The record is from RefSeq and is a predicted model, not a curated record. NCBI's taxonomy places the organism in Eukaryota, Metazoa, Chordata, Actinopteri, Cypriniformes, Danionidae. Gene Ontology annotation, biological process: sensory perception of sound.